This is a messenger RNA of Contarinia nasturtii (swede midge), 779 nucleotides long. Its product is annotated as sentrin-specific protease 1-like. Gene Ontology annotation, cellular component: nucleus. Gene Ontology annotation, molecular function: deSUMOylase activity. The annotation marks the transcript as partial. The record is from RefSeq and is a predicted model, not a curated record. Gene Ontology annotation, biological process: protein desumoylation. The transcript has a single exon. NCBI's taxonomy places the organism in Eukaryota, Metazoa, Arthropoda, Insecta, Diptera, Cecidomyiidae.
AUGGCAACACACAAUCAACAACAAAACCAAAACAACCAACAACAACUUCCAAAAGAUCUAGUUGAUCUAGAUGAGAAGAUAGGAGCUAUUCCAAGAGGAAAAAAGACAGCUAAGUCUCAAGUGGACUUAAUAUGGGCAGUAAAAAGGCAACUAAAUCUCUACAGUUGUCAUAAUAGACCAAUUACGAGAAAAGUAAUGGAAUUUUGCAACAUUGAAAAAGAUGGAAGUGAUCAAAAAAAUGAAAAGUUCGUUCGUAACAUAUUGGCAAGGCCCGAAACGGAUUAUCCAUCCAUCAACAAACAAAUGCAAAAACAAAUAGACCAAUGGAUAGCCGAUGAAGAAGACGAUGAAGAAGACGAUGAAGAUGUUUUAAUUGUCAAAUAUGGUAUCACAAUAAAACGAAACGACAUUAGAACACUCAGAUGGGAAACACAUAUACCACCUUUAUCAAAGUGGUUGACUGAUCAUGUCGUAAAUUUUUAUAUGUCUCUUAUUGCUGAUCGCAGUAAAUCCUACAGUAGCCUGCCACAAAUUCAUAGUAUGGAUUCAAGCUUCACUCAAUAUUUAUUGGGUGGAAAAAGUGUGACAAAUGAAACUUACCAAAAUGUACGAAUUUAUACGCAGGAUAUCGAUAUAUUCUCAAAAGAUUUAAUUCUGAUUCCCUACGACAAGCGUGAUAGUCAUUGGUGUCUUUCCAUCAUCAAUAUGAUGGAUAAAACCAUAAAAUAUUAUGACUCGUAUCAUACCCCAAACCAAAGACUAUUAAAUGCAUUGGCCGA